AUGUCUCUGCCCGCAACUUUCAAGCAAGCGGUCUUUCGAUCGCUAGGUUCGCCGCUUGUCAUUGAAGAGACCCCCAUCACUCGACCGGGCGACCGCCAGCUCCUGGUCAAAGUCGAAGCAUGCGGUGUUUGCUCGUCGGACCGGUGGGCCCAGAAUAAUGUCAUGGGAGGCGGAUUCCCCAUCGUACCAGGCCACGAAAUCAUCGGCCGAGUCGCAGCCCUGGGAGACAGCGUCUCCAACUGGAAGGUCGGGGACCGGGUUGGCGGAGCCUGGCAUGGGGGACACGACGGAACGUGUAGGGCCUGCAGCAAAGGUCUUUUCCAGAUGUGCGCUGCCGAGCAAGUUAAUGGCGAGACCAAAAAUGGCGGCUACGCCGAAUACUGUCUCUUGAACGUCGAAGCCGCCGUCCGAGUGCCCGAACACGUCCCUGCCGCCAAAUACGCUCCCAUUCUCUGCGCGGGCGUCACCGUCUUCAACUCCCUCCGCCAUAUGAACAUCACCCCAGGCGAGAUCGUUGCCGUGCAGGGGCUGGGCGGUUUGGGUCAUCUGGCUAUCCAGUAUGCGCGGAAGAUGGGUUAUCGUAUUGUGGCGAUCUCGCGUGACUCGCAAAAGGAAGAAAUGGUCCGCAAGCUUGGGGCACAUGAGUACAUCGAUGACAGUCGCGUGAACGUGAGCGAGGAGUUGCAGCGGUUGGGUGGAGCCUCUUUGAUCAUGUCUACUGCGCCAAAUGCGGCGAUUAUCAGUCCGUUGCUGCGCGGAUUGGGGAUUUUGGGAAAACUAUUGAUCUUGUCAGUGCCGGGUCCGGUGCCGGUGGAUACCUCAAUCAUGGUCAAGCAUGGACUUUCGGUACAGGUUUGGCCCUCGGGUCAUGCUACUGAUAGCGAGGAUGCCAUUGCUUUCACCGAGCUGCAGGACAUAAAUUGUAUGGUGGAGGAGUUCCCGCUGGAUCGGGCGAAUGAGGCUUAUGAUGCCAUGCUGAAAGGAUCGGUCAGAUUCCGUGCAGUUCUGACGAUGCAGUAG
This is a messenger RNA of Aspergillus homomorphus CBS 101889, 1020 nucleotides long. Its product is annotated as putative alcohol dehydrogenase. The record is from RefSeq and is a predicted model, not a curated record. The transcript is spliced from 7 exons. Gene Ontology annotation, molecular function: zinc ion binding; oxidoreductase activity. Bases 1 to 1020 code for a protein of 339 amino acids. Lineage: Eukaryota; Fungi; Ascomycota; Eurotiomycetes; Eurotiales; Aspergillaceae.